Messenger RNA from Nomia melanderi (Alkali bee), 1418 nucleotides. RefSeq names its product Rab interacting lysosomal protein like (gene Rilpl). Gene Ontology annotation, molecular function: small GTPase binding; protein dimerization activity; dynein light intermediate chain binding. Gene Ontology annotation, cellular component: cytoplasm; ciliary basal body. Gene Ontology annotation, biological process: cilium assembly. The record is from RefSeq and is a predicted model, not a curated record. Lineage: Eukaryota; Metazoa; Arthropoda; Insecta; Hymenoptera; Halictidae.
AUAACAAAUGUCUUCUAACUACGAUAAUGUGUAGUACUGAGAGGAAUUUGACAUAAGCAUUGUGGGUGCGAUUAAUCAUCGUGAUCUCAUAGUUUCAAGCACUUAAAUGUCACCAAUUGGUUUUUUGUAUUAUUAUUGACAAUCUUGUUCACACAUAGUGUACUGUGAUAUAAAAAGUAUUCAUGCCUUUUUGCUUGGAAAAUUAUACAACUAAUAAAAUGGAGGAAUAUGCUGUAUUAUCAGAUGUGUCCGUAGUAGAUGUUUAUGAUAUUGCUUCAGAAAUAGGAAAGGAAUGCGAGAAAUUAAUAGACUCUUUCGGAGUACAAUCUGUGACCAAUCUUAUGCCAAAGGUGAUACACGCAUUGGAGUUGUUAGAAAAUCUUGCGACCAAAAAUGAACGAGAAAAUACAAUAGUUCAAGAGUUACGAGCAAAGAUUUCCCAUUUGGAAAGUGACAAGAUUGAAAAAGCAGAGGAUAGGCAAAGAUUUGAAAAAGAACUAGAACAAAUUGAGGAACAUUGGAGGCAAGAAUCUCGUGACUUAGUGGGAAUGGUUACAAGAUUACAGGAAGAAAAUAGACGAUUAGCAGAAGCACUUCAAGAAUCACGUAGUGAUAGUCAGUACAGCAGUAAACAAACUUUUACAGCUAGUCAAGAAGUUGAUGUAACGGUAUUACAACAUUUAAGAUCCAUGAUAGAUAAACAAAGAGAACAAAUUCGUGCAAGGGACAAAGAGAUGUUACAGAAGAAUAUGGAAAUAGAAAAUUUAACAGCACAAGUAGAGAAACUCGGAGUUGUAGGGCGAGAAUUGAAACGUAAACAACGUCAAGCGCAAAUGCAGGCCCGUGGUUUAGUUGAAGAAAGAGCCGAUUUCUUGGCUCAGUUGCAAGACCAAAAUCGUGAACUGAUCAGUUUACGAGGCCGUCUUGGUUUAGCGAAAAAAGAAAAUGAAGACUUAAGUAAAUUACCAGGAUGCCCAGAUCUAACAAACAAAGCUGUCUAUGAUCUUGAUGAUCCUGAUAGACCAAGGUUUACUACUGCAGAAUUAAAAGAAAUAUUACAUGAACGUAAUGAACUUAAAGCCAGGGUUUCAGACUUAGAGGAUGAACUAGAACUGUAUCGACCAAAGCCAGAAACUGUUGAAGAAGAUAAAGAUGCUCCAGUUCAAGGACCACUUCCUUAUGAGCCAGAUGAUGCACCUUGGAAGAAAACUUCUGAAUCUGGAAUUCGUAAAUUUUUCCGGAAAAUAUUCUCAGAGUCUAGCAGUAGCUUUUUAGUUGGUAGUAGUCCACGCAGAAGUCUUUCUAGUCUAUCAAAGAUGGCCCUCUCUGGAAAUAGUACAUGCGAUGAGUCUGUAUAAUGGUUUCCUUUAAGCAACGAUUAAGUAACAUUGAACAUUUUACAUGAAUUAGUUGAACAU